AUGACCGAAACAAACCAUAAUAGUUUAGGGACGGGAGGGAGACCAGACUCGCCUCCACCCUACGUACCACAGCACAUAUACUCGCGAGAAGACUUUUUGCUGGUGCGUACCGCGGCGGCUGACACGGCGGUGAGUCUGGCGCCGUCGUUGCCGGUGGCAAGUCCUCGGGCGAAGGAGCGCUGGACGCUGCGCCUCGUGCACAACGACUGGGGUGCUGCAGCUGCUUUGCCCUCCUCAGGGUCACACCUUGAACGUACAGGACGUGCAGCGCGCCCGGAGGCUAGUGGACGGCGCCAACGACGCAGUGCACCAGGUGCUCCUGGAGCAGCGACCUCCGAGCACGCUGUGGUACCGGUUCAGCUGCCUGAGCUUGUCCCUGUGAGUGAAGACUGGCUGAAGCCGCAUCCUUUGUUAGACCUUACUCAAGACAUUCCCUUAGAGGAGACCGGCAAGGAAACCAAAGAUGGCGACGAGUUCGUGGACGGCUUCCUCGAGCACGCCCGCAAGGGGGAAGACCUCCUCGUGCUGGACUUUGAAGCACAAGAUCAGUCGCAAGGGUCUAGUCUUUUGCCGAGUGUUCAACCGGGCAAGCCACGCAGCACCAUCGGCGCUCGUUCGGCACCCGAUGAUGCCGAGCUGAUCGCACCGCUUCAUGAUAUGCGACUGAGCGGAACAGUGAGCGGAUUCUCCGUGGAUACAGCUGAGCCGCCCAAGCAUCAUGCCCAGUUUGCUGAUUCGGAGACACCUGGUGGAAAGACAGGUCCGUGGGCGGGCUCACAGCGACCUGUUGCACAGAGCUGGCAUGCCGCACCAAGCAUCGGCACUGCGACCAAUGUCUCGAACCAGCGGGAGACGUUCGCUGGAAAACCUCCAGCGGAGACGACUCCUGCCAACCCCCAUCCGGCAUCUUUUGGGGAUAUUGGUAUGCUUGAGAGUCGACUUGGUCGGUGGACGCAUCGACAGGCCGAUGUUGCACCAACUGGUCCCGGCGACCGGAGCGCUCAGGAGUACAUCCCUGACCGGGGCGCACCAGUUGCAGGCGGCGCCACAAGACGGGAGCAAGACCCCCGUGCAGAGACGCUCUCGCCAAGUGUCCUGGCGUUCUUUAACCAGGUACGGGCACAGGCUGCAGUUUCGAAUCCACCGUCUCGUGUGAUGGAGACGACGUCUGAUCAGCAGUACGCAGCAGUGACAACGCAUCCGAGACCGGAGUCUGGAACGCGUUUCCCCGCAGAUGCAGACCCCAGUCUCUACGCAUUAUUCGGUAGAUAUCCUGUGCCGCCACUGAGUCAGCUGGGUCCACCGCCGGGAUUCGGGUUUCCACCGCACCUGGAACAAAGCGGUGUUAUGGACAUGCAGUCAAAUUUUGAACAGCAACGGCAACGACCGCAGCACGUUGCACGAGGACUGCAUAUCCCGCAGCCGCAGCCGCAGCCGCAACAGCCGCCACAGUCGCAACUCCCCACGCUCAAUGUUCCGUAUCAAGAAGCGUUCCCAGUGCGAGGCGGGCCCCCGUCGGGAUCCACGUUGGGUGCUUUAGUCCCAAACUCGGAACUAGAUCCAUCGCGAACAGGUCAUAUUCCGCAACCAGUCUUCAUCCAAACGAGUUCGUGGAUAUCAGGGCCCGCUCAGAACGGUCCAUUCGGUCCACUGGAUACGUUCCCGAAUGGUCCUGUUCCGUUUGACGCGCAAGCACCCUAUGCACAAAGCACCGACCCGGCCAAUCGACAUUUUCGUGAUCAGAAAUGGCCACCGAAUCUGUCUUAUCAGCCAUAG
This is a messenger RNA of Cyanidioschyzon merolae strain 10D, 1776 nucleotides long. RefSeq lists its product as hypothetical. Bases 1 to 1776 code for a protein of 591 amino acids. The transcript has a single exon. NCBI's taxonomy places the organism in Eukaryota, Rhodophyta, Bangiophyceae, Cyanidiales, Cyanidiaceae. The record is from RefSeq and is a predicted model, not a curated record.